Messenger RNA from Marchantia polymorpha subsp. ruderalis, 3460 nucleotides. NCBI's taxonomy places the organism in Eukaryota, Viridiplantae, Streptophyta, Marchantiopsida, Marchantiales, Marchantiaceae. The record is from the annotation of a GenBank genome assembly.
GCCGGUUUCGCUCUUGUUCGUAGCAAGCAGGGGGCGUUGCUGGGCGAGGUUUGCGCUUGUGAAUUUCGCCCAAGACUCUGUGCUUCUGAUUUCGGGCUCACGGCGAGGCGAGCAAGAAUGCAUCGUUGCCUUUCUGAAGAUGGUGUGAACUAAGUAUCAGGUCCAUCAUCAACUUUGGCAAUUUAGGCAGUGACCUAGUGGUGCAGAGAAGAACAUCUUGACCGGAAUUUAUGAGUUAGCUAUUUCUAUCGUCUGUAAGAAUGAGAGACUUCCGUGGAGAUGGGAGGGAGGCGAAGGCGGGGGACUCUGACUAUCGGGUCGACUGGAAAGGAGAAAGAGACAUGAGGACGGAAAGGAAAGAGAGCAGAGACCACCGAGGAGGAGAGUCUCGGGGAGAAGGCCGAGAAGGAAGGCGAGGAGGUGAAGGCAGGGAGUCUAGCAGAGGUGGUGGUCUUAGUGAAUCACGAGGACUCAAGUCUGACGACAUCCGCAUGAGCAUGCAAGAAGCAGGAGAGGUGAGAGAAAGUUGGGGAAGUCGAAGUUUUUUAAAACAUCACGUUGAAGAGGAAGGGGAGAUUGGAGAGUUCACAGAUGACGCAGUCGCAGAGAGCACGAGAGUGGAGAGCCGGAAAAGAGGAGAUACUCGAGAUGAGAGAGACCGAGAGGAGCCUCGGUUUAUGUCGUCUCGAGAUAAGAUCGAGAGGAGGGGUGAUUUGCAGGUGCAUAUAUCCUUUCAGUCCUCCUCUGCGCAAAGAGAGAGCCUGCGAGAGGAGAAAGAGAAAGAAAGGGAGCGCUUUGAAAAGGAGAAAGAGAAGGAGAAGGAGAAAGAUCGGAUGAAGGACAAGGAGCGGCAUAAGGAGGAGAGCGCAAAGGAGAAACCCAGUGGCAAAGAGGCGGAAGUUGAUAGUUGGAAAGACAGUGAGAGUUUUCGCAGACAGGGAAAUACAGACCAAGAAGACAAAGAUCAUAAUGUAAGUGAGAGGACGGAGAAGCAGAGAUCCACUGUAACUGCCGAGUUUGAUGAGGCCACAGUUGAGACCAGUGCUGUGAGAGAUGCCGAGGACACCAAUAAGGAUAGCCUUGACGCCGAGGUGAAAGAGACAAAAGAGCUGGAAAAGAACAAGAUGGACCUUGGUGAGGAAGAUAAAGGAAAGAGAAAGAUUAGAGACAGCGAUAGAGAUAGAGAAGAUACCAACGCAGAUGCAGAAGAUUACGAGAGGGAAGCGGUGUCUAGCUAUGGUAUACAACGAAAGAGGAUGCUGCGCCCUCGAGGACACUACCAGGCAGCUAGCAGGGAGGUAAGACCUCGCUUUCGUGCCAAGGAUCCUGAGGCUUACUCUAGCCGGACAGCAGAGUCAUGCACUUUGUUGUAUCGUGUUGGUGAAGGACUACAGGAGGAAAUGCGCAAGAUUCGUAAGGAUUAUGAAGGGAGGUUACCCACGAUGGGUUCUGACAUGCAAAGCGUGCAUAGUGCCCCUACAAUUGAAGUCCGAAUUCCUGCAGAGUUAGCAACUACAUCGAAUCGACAGGUUCAGGGUAGUCAGCUGUGGGGCACUGAUGUCUACACUGAUGACUCAGACUUGGUGGCAGUUCUUAUGCAUACUGGCUAUUACAUACCAAAUGCGAAUUCCCCUCCAUCAUCAAUUUUGGAGAUAAGAGUGACAAUCCGGAUUCUACCUCCACAAGAGAAUUAUCACUCUACCUUGAGGAACAAUUUGCGGUCUCGGGCUUGGGGGGCGGCAGGUGGCUGUAGCUACAGUGCGGAUCACUGUCAUCUUUUGAAAAAAGAUGGCGGAAAAAUUCAGCUCGAACCCCGAUUGAUCUUCACUCCAGUAUAUGCACCAACACUUGCCCCUGCUGUCACCGAACGGACAGUCACAACUCGUGCAGUAUCUAUGAGUUCUUACAGGCAGCAACGGUUUGUCCAGGAAGUUACUAUCCAGUAUAAUUUGUGCAAUGAGCCUUGGCUCAAGUAUAACAUGAAUAUAGUUGCUGACAAGGGUUUGAAAAAAUCUCAGUACACCUCCGCUCGCAUCAAGAAAGGUGACGUCCUAUACGUAGAGACUCAUUCCAACCGUUAUGAGCUUUCGUACGAGGAGCCGAAAUCUUCUGGAGCUAUCAUUCCUGCAAUAUCUGAGAAGGGAAAGGAGAAAGCAGAAGGCACUGAGAAGCCUCCACCUCAGACAUUCUCUUGUUCUCAUGGAGAGAAAAACCACCAAACACAGAUAGUCCCUGUCAGUGACAAAGCAAGUGCAUCCACUCCUGGUGAGAAAUUUAGGUGGACUCAUUGUAAAUGGCCCUUACCUCUUGUGGCUAUGCGUGCGAAAGGUGUACCACUUCCUCCCGAUUGUAUCAAGGUGUUGGAGUCGGGCUUGGGAUGGGAGGAGGUUUUGUGGUCACCUGCAGGUGUAUGUGUGCGUGGCAAAGAGUAUCCUCUCGCAAGGGCGCAGUUUGUGUCUCGGAACAGCUGAGGACACAAAGAUCUGAGUUACUUCGUCCACUUUCGAAAAGUCUGAUUGAUCUUCCGAAGAAGCCAGAUGACGAGUUUCUUUCCAAGCAGCAGACGUGCUAGGUCUGACGCUGCACGAAAUGGCUGAUGGAGGCUGAAAACAGUCUUGUGUCCAAUCCCUGUGUAAAAUGACUGGCAGAGAGAUUGAGGUGAAAGAAGAUGUGUCGUUUGCUGAACAUGGUUGAAAGUCCUACUCAAUUUUGGAACCCCUAUUCUUCCGAGGUAGGACUUAUUAUAGAACCUGACCCAUUCUGAUUAAAGGACUGUCCAUAUUACUCUGUAUACUUCCGGGCUCUCGUAAGCAGCGCGUGGCAGUCUCAGAUUUCCUUCAUGGUGCGUUGUGUUGUUACAGGGAGUGGACGCUUUCAUAGGUGAAAGCACUGUACGUGACCGUUCCGAAGGUGUACAAAGUCGGGGUGGAAUCAGAACUGUCUUCACCAGAUUGAUCAGCCGGAUUAAUUAUCAAUCUUCAAGCCACCGUCAGAUGGAAAAUCCAGUGAUCUUUGUACAGAAUGAUAGUUAGAGGAUCCGAGGCAGUUAAAAGCACAUGGUGCUUCGAUUUCAGAACGUUGCAGUAGACUGUCGUCCUUCUUGAAGGACUCUACAUAGGAAUGGGCAUUUUAUUUGGUCUCCAGAACUUGAUUUCUGUUCUUUAGUGAAACUUUGAAAUGUCAGAUUAGAAGGCAGUGACAGAACCAAGUAUGCUUGUCUGGUCGCCAAAUUAUCCUCGAUUUUAAGGCAGUGAUGCACGGAGUAUUGAGUACUCCACAUAAUCUGAAGGCUCCGAAGACAGCUAUCAGGAAUUGUUUCAUGUCGUAGAUCUGAGGAGCAUUUUUGUUCUAUGACAUUCGUUUCGGGACUAUUCUUGUGCCAUUAGGCCCUCCUUUCCAACCUGAAAUCCAAGGAGCUACUUCAGGCACUUAAUAUCAUAUCAAAUUAUGCCCUUGUCUG